This is a messenger RNA of Trichechus manatus latirostris (Florida manatee), 4103 nucleotides long. It is a transcript of the gene ARHGAP15, whose product is annotated as Rho GTPase activating protein 15. NCBI's taxonomy places the organism in Eukaryota, Metazoa, Chordata, Mammalia, Sirenia, Trichechidae. The transcript has 15 exons. The record is from RefSeq and is a predicted model, not a curated record. Gene Ontology annotation, biological process: regulation of GTPase activity; signal transduction. Bases 292 to 1674 code for a protein of 460 amino acids. Gene Ontology annotation, cellular component: cytoplasm.
UGUGUGCUCACCCCAACCCCCCACCUUUUUCUUUCCUCCAGUACAGAAAUUAAGCAGCAUCCAACAUAGGCCUACUCUUACGACAUGUGACUUUACUGUUUUCCGUUUUUGUUGAAAGAGUCAUUAACAGUUAGAAGUUGAUGGCAGUUUCAAUAACAAGUCAUCACCGAGAAAAGAGAAUGUGUUCUUCUGCAACUGUAUAAUUAAAGACCAAAAGCAUUAGUGAAGUUCAAGUUUUGGCUUGAGAUGUCAAAGAAAGCAAGAAAUUAAGGACAAGGAUAACACUUUAAUAUGCAGAAAUCUACAAACUCUGAUACCUCUGUGGAACCACUGAGUUUCACCUGCCAAGGCAUAGGAGCUGUGCAAAUGAGAGUCAAAAAUGCCAACAGCCACCAUGACAGACUGAGCCAAAGUAAAUCCAUGAUACUCACCGAUAUUGGGAAGGCCCCUGAACCCAUAUCUCGGCACAGAAGAAAUCAUUCACAGCAUGUCUUGAAAGAUAUCAUCCCUCCAUUGGAACAAUUGAUGGUUGAAAAAGAAGGCUAUCUUCAAAAAGCUAAAAUUGCCGAUGGAGGAAAGAAACUAAGGAAAAACUGGGCUACUUCCUGGAUUGUUCUUUCUAGUCGAAAAAUUGAAUUUUACAAAGAAUCCAAGCAACAGGCUCUGUCUAAUAUGAAAACUGGAAACAAACCAGAAAGUGUGGAUUUGUGUGGAGCACAUAUUGAAUGGGCCAAAGAAAAAUCAAGCAGAAAGAAUGUCUUUCAGAUCACAACAGUAUCAGGAAAUGAGUUCCUUCUACAGUCAGAUAUUGAGUUCAUCACAUUGGAUUGGUUCCACGCUAUCAAAAAUGCAAUUGACAGAUUGACUGUAUUAGGAUUACUUGGUUACAUAUCCAAACGCCACAGACAAUGUGCAUUUUAUCCACUACAGUUAAAUCCAGCACUGCCAUUGUUCAGACUGCAUCAUAGUGCUUCCGAUACAAGCGACAAAAACCGAGUUAAAAGCAGAUUAAAGAAGUUUAUUACCCGAAGACCUUCCCUGAAAACUCUGCAGGAAAAAGGACUUAUUAAAGAUCAGAUUUUUGGCUCUCAUCUGCACACAGUGUGUGAACGUGAAAAUUCCACGGUCCCGCAGUUUGUAAGGCAAUGCAUUGAAGCUGUAGAAAAAAGAGGCCUAGACGUUGAUGGAAUAUAUCGAGUUAGUGGCAAUCUGGCAACAAUACAGAAGUUAAGAUUUAUUGUCAACCAAGAAGAGAAGCUGAAUUUGGACGACAGCCAGUGGGAGGACAUCCACGUUGUCACCGGAGCACUGAAGAUGUUUUUCCGGGAGCUGCCUGAGCCGCUCUUCCCUUACAGCUUCUUUGAGCGGUUUGUGGAGGCGAUCAAAAAGCAAGACAACAAUGUAAGAAUUGAAACUAUAAAGUCUCUGGUCCAAAAACUCCCUCCACCAAAUCGUGACACCAUGAAAAUCCUCUUCAGACAUCUAACUAAAAUAGUGGCCAAAGCCUCUAAGAACCUCAUGUCCACACAAAGCUUAGGGAUUGUGUUUGGACCUACCCUUCUUCGAGCCGAAAAUGAGACGGGGAACAUGGCAGUACACAUGGUAUACCAAAACCAGAUAGCUGAGCUCAUGCUGAGCGAGUACAAUAAGAUCUUCGGCUCAGAGGAAGACUGACAGACAAGACAAGUUACUGAAUAUGUUCACAUCUGUCUUGAUGUCUAAUAUUUUUACAUUUCUGUAAACAUACUUCUGAAAUAUUUUUUUCCUUUCAAGCGACAGAUGCCUCAUUUUGUGAAAACUUAAUGAUGAUUGUGUGUUUAAGUUCCAAACAUUUGAAUAAAAUAAUUGACAAUAUUUACCUAUAUGUGUUCUACAUUAACCCUUUCAGUGCUGUUACUUCUAGCACUUCUGGGCACAUAGUAUACAAGCCCUGUGCUAUUAAAUAAUGUGCAAAGUACAGCAAACAUCCAAAAGAUCGCUUGAACGCUGCUCCCUGGCAUUGUGUGUGUGCUUGUGUAUGUGUCUGUAGAUGUGUGAGUGGGUAUCAGUGCCGUUGAGAGUGUGGGUAUGUGUAUACACUUGUGUGCCUUCUUAUUCCUCAUGCUGCCUCGCCAUGUGUGCAUACUCCUGUUUGCACGUGGGUGGAACCAAGAGAAGCUGGAAGGCAGAAGCUAAUAAUUUUAAAAUAGAAUAAAGGAGAUCAGGUUCUCAACCAAAAUAGACAUAUUUCAUCUUAUUAGAACAUUUUUGUAUAUGUAAAUAUAGCUUAGCUAUUCUCAGUGCUGUACAGUGGAAGCUAUAAAAACAACAUGUAAACAACAUGUUGAAUGACAAUUUUUCCAAAGAAAAAUGACAGUUCAAAACAUUUGCCAUUGGGUAUGAUUUUUAAUACAUACUAUUUGCAGUCCCAUAAACAUACUAUCUUAUAAAUUAGAAGCAAAAUUAGUGCCCUGAUAUUUUGAUCUUUAUAUUGUACAGGAGUUGUAUGACUGCUCAUUUUUAAUGUGAACAUCCAUUUUGAAUCUUCAUCAAACUGCACAUCUUCCUAGUCCCUGGCUAGGUCAUUUUAUGUAGAAUUUUUAUUAUGCUUCUGAGGAUGCUUUAUUGGUGAAUUAUAUUAAAUCCAUUUAGAAAGAACUUUUUUAAAAGGCUUUUUUUCAUAUGCCCUAAAGAUUACUUGACUAGGCUUGAAUUGGUUUAUCCAUUUGAUGGUUAGUUUCAGUUGUCAUGCAUAAACAAAAGGGUAACUGUCUAGAAUAUAUCAAACAUUGUUUUAUUUUGAAAAGUAUGUUCUAGCUGAACACAUCUCACACUGGGUUUUGUGAAAGUGUUCUGCUGAUAAAAAUGUAGACUUAUGUUUGACAGCUUUUUUAAUCAAAUUGAAACGGAAUAAAUAAAACUAAUCCAGUGCGAUAAAGAGUAAGUCUAGUUAUCGAUUUGCUCAUAAAAUGAAAAAUAAAGCAUGUAAAUAAAACGCGUAAAACAUGGAUCCAAGAGCAAACAUUGAGAGCAAUAAUGAGCUCAGAGGCAUAGGCUGUCUGGAUAAAUGGGAUAUACGGGGGAGGGUGAGGAUCUGCUUAAGAGAUAGCCAGAGUGUGCUCGAAGCUCCAGCAUCCACAGAGAUGCUUAAGGAAGGAGAGGGUUUCCUUGUCCCUCUUGAAUGUCUUCAUUUUGGCAGUGACGCCAGUAAAUGGACUCAUGGCCAAGAGCAGAGAAGCAAUCACACUAAAGGCUGAAGUAUGGUUAAAUCGAGUGGGACAUAUACACAUACCACAAAGCCAAGAACAGUCACCUGAGGUGGAACCCCAUAAUCUAAAGUCAUCGAUAAUAGUGAGCUAACAAACCUGCUAGCUUGAAGCUCUUCAUAUAAGUAAAGUUGUACUGAUGCCUUUGAUGAAAACAUGGAGACAUAAAAGAAGAAUUUCCCACAUUCUAUUUCAGGUCCUCCCCAUACCCAUGACAUUCCAUAUUCCUCAGUAUGUCUUCCCCAAGCCUUUAAUUAUUUCACUUUUGGAAGAGAGGAGGAGUAGAUAUAGCAGUUCUAGGAUUAAAAUCUCAUCUUUUCACACAUACCCAUCUUGAAAGUCAUUAUGGGAGCCUCAGCCAGAGAAAAACAGCACUAAAAGCCAAAGAAAAGUGGCCUUACCUGCUCUGAGCAGGGACUCACAGUCCCUUAUCUCUGCUGCUUUCCAGAUUUGUAAUCUUCAAAAGCACCGGCUUCUUGAUUUUCAAUCUGAUGGGAUUUGGCCUGAUUCAAACCCCAGCUGUGUCCUGUCCCUGCCUGCUAAGGGCGUUUAAUCAGAGACUGUGUUCCCUCUCUGGGGAAAGAGCAUUCCAAGGUCCUGAGCCAAAGUGCCCAUCACAGGGUCUGACUUGUACACACUAAAGACAUAGAAAGGGUUAAGCCAAAAGGUCAUUAGAUUCCAUAACAUCUCAAAGACCUCAACAAUGGUCAGAGCAACUGUUCCAAGUUUAAAAGCCACGCUUUUAAGCAUACUAGGUCCACUCAAUAAGAGGUUAGAUUUUAUGAAACUCGUCAAUAUGGAAAGCCAAUGAGCAUUUUUAAUUACCUAGUUUGAACCAGACACAAUCCUAGACACUAG